Bacillus rossius redtenbacheri is the source of this 3128-nucleotide messenger RNA. It is a transcript of the gene Med, whose product is annotated as mothers against decapentaplegic homolog 4. Gene Ontology annotation, cellular component: heteromeric SMAD protein complex. The record is from RefSeq and is a predicted model, not a curated record. The coding region runs from base 292 to 2133 and encodes 613 amino acids. NCBI's taxonomy places the organism in Eukaryota, Metazoa, Arthropoda, Insecta, Phasmatodea, Bacillidae. Gene Ontology annotation, biological process: regulation of transcription by RNA polymerase II; cell differentiation; transforming growth factor beta receptor signaling pathway. The transcript has 13 exons. Gene Ontology annotation, molecular function: I-SMAD binding; RNA polymerase II cis-regulatory region sequence-specific DNA binding; DNA-binding transcription factor activity, RNA polymerase II-specific.
AGGUUGGUGUACCUACUUAUGAAUGGUCAUUGUUAAAUUUUUAAUAUUGCUAUUAUUCGAGUAGUAAACAUACCGUACUUAGUUUAUUUUCCCCCUGGAGACUUUGAAGUAUCCUUAUAUUAUUAUAAUCGUAUUGUAUUGUAGUAAGAAGCACUUGACGGGUAUCUAUUAUGUAGUUUUUCACAUGUGUUGAUCAAAACACGGCGGCGUUUAUUGUAUUUUUCAAAUGUGAAUUUUAUAUGACAAUAAAUAGAAUUUAGUCAGUCGUCUUGUUAGCAGACAAACUCAACAAUGAUGGUAGGCAUAUCUGGAAACUCUCAUCUAAUAUCGGCUGGAGGACGAGAAGUUGGCGAGAUGACCACCAUCGCCCAGGCCCCGACGUCAGCGGACGCUUGUUUGAGCAUCGUCCACAGCCUCAUGUGCCACCGUCAGGGAGGAGAGUCGGAGGGUUUCGCAAAGCGAGCAAUCGAGAGUCUGGUCAAAAAAUUGAAGGAGAAGCGUGAUGAGUUGGACAGUCUCAUCACAGCCAUUACCACUAAUGGAGCGCACCAUAGCAAGUGCGUCACAAUCCAGCGCACCUUGGACGGCAGGUUACAGGUGGCCGGCAGGAAGGGCUUCCCUCACGUCAUCUACGCCCGCAUCUGGCGCUGGCCCGACCUGCACAAGAACGAGCUGAAGCACGUCAAGUACUGCCAGUUCGCCUUCGACCUCAAGUGUGACUCUGUGUGUGUCAACCCCUACCACUACGAGCGGGUCGUCUCGCCAGGCAUAGACCUGUCGGGGCUGUCGCUGCAGGCGGGGCCCGGCCGGCUGGUCAAGGACGAGUACACGGCGGGGGUGGGCGGUGCGCCCGCCGGCAUGGAGGUGGACGGGGAGGUGCGUGUCAGCACGGCACACGCCGCCGCCCCCCAGACCGUGCAGCACCACCCCCCGCCCGCACCCCCACCGCCCCAGUCCUCUGGUGAGAUGCCACUGUUUGGAGGGGGCCCCGGGAGGCCUGCCAAGAUGGAGCCCUCGGAACCUUGCCCGCGCAGCACUUGGGUCCCGACUGGCCUGCCGGUCCCUCGCAAGCCUCACGCCCUCGCUAGUUAUGCUGAUUUCAACAGUAAAGAGAAGGAAAACAAAAUUCAGCUUGCCCAACAGCUUAUAAGAUCUGGCAAUGUUGCAGCGGCGGCGGUGCCCUGCACGCCCCCCGCGGCCCCCCCCGCCCAGCAGGCGGCCGCCCCCUUCUUCCCGGCCGAGGACUCGCGCAGCCCCGCGUCCCCGCCCCGGCUGCAGGACGGGGCCCAGGGCACCUGGACGGGCAGCAGCACGCUCACCUACACGGCCAGCAUGCAGCCGCCCGACGCCCGCGCCCACCACGCCUCCUACUGGCCCCACAGCACGCAGUCCCUGGAGACGCUGUCGGGCCUGCUCUCCACGCAGCCCGCCCCGGAGUACUGGUGCUCCGUGGCCUACUUCGAGCUGGACACGCAGGUGGGCGAGACCUUCAAGGUGCCCUCGUCCUGCCCCAGCGUCACCGUGGACGGCUACGUCGACCCGUCGGGGGGCAACCGCUUCUGCCUGGGGGCACUCAGCAACGUGCACCGCACCGAGCAGAGCGAGAAGGCCAGGCUGCACAUAGGGAAGGGUGUUCAGCUGGACCUGCGAGGCGAGGGGGAUGUGUGGCUGCGAUGUCUCAGCGACCACUCAGUGUUCGUCCAGAGCUACUACCUGGACCGCGAGGCGGGCCGGGCACCGGGGGAUGCCGUGCACAAGAUAUACCCCAGCGCCUACAUCAAGGUGUUCGACCUGCGGCAGUGCCACAGGCAGAUGCAGCAGCAGGCUGCGACGGCCCAGGCAGCCGCCGCCGCCCAGGCGGCUGCCGUGGCGGGACACAUUCCCGGGCCCCACUCCGUGGGCGGCAUCGCUCCGGCCAUAAGCCUGAGUGCGGCAGCCGGCAUCGGGGUGGAUGACCUGCGCAGACUGUGCAUCUUGAGGCUCAGCUUCGUGAAGGGCUGGGGCCCCGACUACCCCCGCCAGUCCAUCAAGGAGACGCCCUGCUGGAUAGAGGUGCAUCUGCACAGAGCCUUGCAGCUGCUGGACGAGGUGUUGCACACGAUGCCCAUCGACGGCCCGCGCGCCAUCGAGUGAAGCGAUCCGAUUCUCUCACGUGGCACAUCAGUUGUUGCAAUGUGUUGUUUGUAAUGUACAGAACACUUACUACUUUUGUUAGCUAACACUGUCUUUGAUUGAUUGAUUCAAGUGUUGUAAAGAGUUUUUUUUUUUUUUUUGUGAAGUUGCAUUUAAAAAUUUAAGGCAUAUUUGGCAACUUGAAAUGAUACUGCCUCCCAACAUUAUGCUUGUUGAGUUACAUGGAGGAAAAAACAUUGCCUUAUGCAAAAAGUGAAGGUGGGUCUUGGCUGUAUUUGCCUGUGCCCUUCUCAUCCCGUGAGCGACCCGCACAGCCGCUGACUAGUGCUCUGGAGUAUCCGAUACCUCAGCUCACACCACGUUUAUAUAACAGUUUUCACUUAGCUUGUAUGUUGUUGCUCUCGCAGAUCUGUUCACCAAUUAAAUUACCCCCUUAAAGAAGUUCACACUGUGGUAGUUGCAGCCAACCUGAUGUUACCUGUCAGGAAAAUACAUUGAACCAUGGAGUGUGUACAGAUAAACAAAUCUUUUACAUGCCCUCAUUUCAUGCUCUUCUGUUGGAUCCCACUUUGCUGUGUUUGGUUCAGUAUCUGUACAGCUACAUCUCCACUGCACAUUGGUCAAUUUUGCUACCAUUCUUCCCUCCAGAAGAACUUGUAAUUAUAUAAACCCUUCCACUUGAAGAGUAUUAUGUAAGAAGGUUUGUUAUUGAUUGUACAUUGCUAGGUUGGCGAUAAGUACAAAAAAUAGUGCCCGAAAUUUUAAUUCUUCACUUAAUGCUUUGAUGAUAUUGUAAUUACAUUUCUAGUGUUAUUUUUGUAUAGAGACUAAUACUCAAUUCUCUGAGGUUAAAAUUAAUGACUUUUAACAAUUUAUACUGCAGAGCAUGUGUACAUGAUGUAAGUGUAAAACGUCCAUUGUUAAAUAUGACAUUACUAAGUUCUUUUUCCUUGUGUGUAUUUCACGGGGAAUAAAUUAUUUAAUUGCUGACCUAA